Messenger RNA from Solanum stenotomum, 450 nucleotides. RefSeq lists its product as uncharacterized. Lineage: Eukaryota; Viridiplantae; Streptophyta; Magnoliopsida; Solanales; Solanaceae. The coding region runs from base 1 to 450 and encodes 149 amino acids. The transcript has a single exon. The record is from RefSeq and is a predicted model, not a curated record.
AUGUUUGGAAAGGCAUAUCAUUUGCCGAUUGAGCUUGAGCAUAGAGUACUCUGGGCUUUGAAGAAGUUAAACCUUAGUUGGAGCGAAAUUGCAAACCUGUGGCUGGAUCAGAUCAAUGAGAUGGAUAAAUUUCAUUUGAGAGCUUAUGAGAGGUCAGCACUAUACAAGGAGAGGAUGAAGUUGUACCAUGACAAGCGUAUUGAAAAGAGAACCUUCACUCCUGGUGACUUGGUGUUACUUUUCAACUCCAGACUUCGUCUAUUUCCAGGAAAAUUAAGAUCCAAAUGUUCUGGACCGUUUAAGGUAACACAAGUGUUUCAGUCGGGUGCUAUUGAGCUGGAAAAUGAUAAGGGCGAGAGGUUCAAAGCAAAUGGCCAGCGAAUCAAAGCAUAUUUGGGUGGUCCAGAAGAUGUGAAGAUCAUGGAGGAAUGUAAACUUGAUGAAGUCUGA